Molecule: messenger RNA, 1323 nt
Organism: Paramuricea clavata
Lineage: Eukaryota; Metazoa; Cnidaria; Anthozoa; Malacalcyonacea; Plexauridae
Source: the annotation of a GenBank genome assembly
AUGGCCAACAAGUUGUCCCCAAAACACCUGCAAUUUGAGAAACAUAAAAUGAAGGUUAACCUGGCGGCACAAACACUAAGUUCAUCGGUAGCAGAUGCAAUUGAAUUCCUGGAAAACGUAAUGGAGCUACCUGACUUUACAGACAGCCAAGGAACAGUAAUAUUUUGCAGAACAAUUGACAGACUAUUCGAUAUGCUAAAUUCUCGCAACCCAUUAGGAAAAGGGUACAAACAACCCCUCAGAUUGAACACACAGGAUAUUUGGGAAUCAACAUUAAGAUCUACGGCUGAUUACCUACUAUCUUUGAAAACAGAUACAGUUCCUGCUCAACUUCUUUCAACACAUCCUCGAAAGACAUUUAUAAUUGGUUUUGUAGCAGACAUAAAGUCAACAAUUGAAAUGGCCCAUGAAAUGCUAUCAAGCACCAACAACCCAUUUAAAUAUGUGCUAACAUACAAGUACUCACAAGAUCAUGUUGAACUGUUCUUUUCAUGUAUACGAGCACAAGGUGGCUGGAACAACAACCCCAACACUUUACAGCUGAAAUAUUCCCUGCGGAAAAUGCUACUGAGAAAUGCCGUAACUGCAUCAAAAAAUGCAAACUGCACAGAAUUUACAGACCUAACCACAAUCACCUCGACUGUGAUACCUUUUUUUCAUAAGAGGAAGCACAAAACCCCCUUACUGGACAAGGAUGCUGAGGAGGAAGAGGAGGAAGAUGAAGAACAACCCAUGGUAGAGCUAUUGGAUCAAAAAGGUCACAGUGACUUCACCGCCAACAUAUUGUUCUACAUCGCAGGAUAUAUUGUAUCAAAACUGGUAAAGCUGCUUACAUGUCCUGACUGCAUCACUAGCCUAACUUCCCAACCAUCUACCAACCCUGAUCAGGAUUGCUGUGGUGUUCGGUACAACAGUGCUGCAGCUGCAUCUGCCUUUACACUGUUUGUGAACAAUGGUGGUCUGAAAAUACCGUCAAAAUCUGUGUUCCAGAUCAUUGAGUAUGCUGAGCUUGUGUUUAAACGAAACGUAUGCAAAGAAGGAAAAAGCAUUAGUAACAAAAAAAAUCUGAAGAAGACAAUGAUUAUGAGCGUUUGUCACCACUUUGUUGAUAUACACCAAGUCCUGUUUGCAGAACAUGAAGACAUCAACGAAAGAGUGUUCGAAGAUGAACAUCGGAUAAAGCUUGUCAAACACUGUGCUGACCAAUAUCUUACACUGCGUCUUUUUACUUAUGCGAAACGUUUUAAUGCAAAUGUGGUACAAAAGGGACAGCCAAGUGACAGGCAUCAUUUAACAAAAUUAAUCCUAUUCAAGGGACAAUAA